UUUUCUACCCCUACCCCCUCCCACAAAUCUCACACUCAUAUUUCUUCCUUCUUCCUCCAAUCCAAAAACUUCCUUCCUUUCCUCUUCUCCUUUUUUUUUUCUCUGCAUAAAUCUACUUUAGCUUUAGCUCCGUAUACAGAUAGUAUGCCUGAAUGUCAAGAGAAAGGGAGAGAUAUGAGGAGAUAGGCAAAAAAAUAAAGAGGGAAGCAGAUGACUACUCGCAAAUGGGAAGGAGAUAUUUGUUGGGGAAUCCAGGAACUACAAUGACCUUAAACACUGUAACACCUUGUGCUGCCUGUAAGCUUUUGAGACGUCGCUGUGCUCAAGAAUGUCCAUUUUCUCCCUAUUUUUCACCUCAUGAACCCCAAAAGUUUGCUUCUGUUCACAAGGUUUUUGGUGCUAGUAAUGUUUCCAAGAUGCUAAUGGAGGUAUCUGAGAACCAAAGAGCAGAUACAGCUAAUAGUUUAGUUUAUGAAGCUAAUGUAAGGUUAAGAGAUCCAGUGUAUGGUUGCAUGGGAGCUAUUUCUGCUUUACAACAGCAAGUUCAAGCUUUACAAAUGGAAUUAAAUGUUGUUAGGGCAGAGAUAUUGAAGUACAAAUUUGGGGACACCACCACUCUCACUAAUAUUCCCUCUUCUCAUAUUUCAUCAUUGCUUGCUUCUGGAGCUGUUUCCGUCGUCGCCGCACUGCCGCCGCCGCCACCUCCACCACCGCAACCGUUAUCGCUACCUUCAACGAUAUCUUCUUCUGAUGCCAUGUACGCGCAACCGUCUACAACCACUGAAUUUAGCACCAUAUCCAGUGAGAAUAAUAUCUCUUAUUUUGGCUAAAUUCCUUGUUGGUUAAUAAUUUUCCAAUUUGUUUAUUAUUAUUAUUAUUCACAUUUUACAUCAUGAAUCAAUUGUUGAGUACAAUAAGUAAUAAAUUGUUUAAUGCUAUGAUAAGAUACACAUGUUCUGUUACAAAUCUUUGUAUUCCUUUCUAAUUAUAAAGAAAGUGAAAGAUUAUUUUCCAUCUUCUAUCUUAUACAAUUAAUUGUAAGUUUACUUAGCACAUAUAAGUCAUGCGGCUAGUGUAUACC
Molecule: messenger RNA, 1081 nt
Organism: Nicotiana attenuata
Lineage: Eukaryota; Viridiplantae; Streptophyta; Magnoliopsida; Solanales; Solanaceae
Product: LOB domain-containing protein 15
Exons: 3
Coding region: 153-830 (225 amino acids)
Source: RefSeq, a predicted model, not a curated record